CUUUUGAAUCCGAGAUGGCGUCGCCAGCGCAAGCGUGCGCGUUUGCUGUCAACGAAAUCAUGGCGACCGUCGCGCAGACCGCGGGCGUCUCGUCGUGCGCGCUCGUGGCGCAGGUCACGUCCGGCUCGUUCAACUCGGCCGCCGUCGCGUCGUUGGACUGCAAGAGCACCAUUUGCAGCUUCCUCCUCGAGACGCUAGCGACCGGCUUUGCCUCGUCCGCGCUAGCAACCUGCACGUUGCACGACAGCGCAAACAACAGAGACGUUCUUGUCGGGGACAUUGGCGGUCUCUGCUCGGGCGGGAGUCUCCGGACGGCGACCACGGCCCGCCCGACGCCGACGCCGGUGCCGGAAACCAACAGCUCGGGCAUGAUCAUCGGUAUCAUUGUUGCAAUCGUUGUCGUCAUUGUGAUCGCAAUCGGCCUUUGCUUGCGGCGUCGAAGAACCAAAGAGACGCACCCCCGCUGCCCUCCACGGCAGCUUCCGUACCGGCUGCCGACGACCGACAUCACCAUGGUCAAGUCGUUGGCGCGCGGCGCGUACGGCGAAGUCUGGCUUGGACGACAGCGCGACAGAGUCGUCGCCGUCAAGAAGCUCCUCGGGCACAAGCGGGACAAGAACGAGCUCCAAAAGUUCAUUUACGAAAUAGCACUUUUGGCCAAGCUCGACUGCCCGUUCAUUGUGGCGUUUGUGGGUGUCGCCUGGACGCGCCCGAGCGACAUGCUGCUCAUCACCGAGUACAUGGAUGGCGGCGACCUCCGCAACCUCCUCGCAUCGACCCAGUCAUUUUCGUGGCCGCAGAAAGUCCACGUCGCUCUUCACAUUGCCGAGGCGCUCGUCUACCUCCACUCGCUCGAGCCAAAGAUCAUUCACCGCGACCUGAAAUCGCGCAAUGUGCUCCUCAACACCAAGUUGGACGCCAAGUUGACGGAUUUCGGCGUCUCGCGCGAAACGGACGACGCGACCAUGACCGCCGGCAUUGGCACGUACCGCUGGAUGGCGCCCGAGGUGCUCCAAGACGGCCACUACACCGAGUCGGCCGACGUGUUUUCGUUUGGCGUGAUCCUUGCCGAGCUCAGCAACGAGAUCGUGCCGUACUCGGACUUGCGAAAUGUCAACGGCAACCCGUACACGGACACGGCGAUCAUGGCCAAGGUCAUGAAGGGCGAGCUCCAGCCGACGCUGUCGCCCGACUGUCCGCAAUGGUACGUCGAGCUGACGCAGCGGUGCAUGCAGCUAAGAAACUUCGACCGACCGAGCGCGUUGGAUGUCGCUGUCGUCCUUCGUCGGUCCUGUGCCGCACUGCGGUAGUAACACUUUGGAAUAAAAAUCUCGUGCGUGACGCGCCUUCUGAC
This is a messenger RNA of Saprolegnia parasitica CBS 223.65, 1354 nucleotides long. Its product is annotated as TKL protein kinase. Gene Ontology annotation, biological process: protein phosphorylation. The transcript has 3 exons. Lineage: Eukaryota; Oomycota; Saprolegniomycetes; Saprolegniales; Saprolegniaceae. The record is from RefSeq and is a predicted model, not a curated record. Gene Ontology annotation, molecular function: protein kinase activity; ATP binding. Bases 15 to 1310 code for a protein of 431 amino acids.